UGUGGGAGCCCGGCUCGGGAGCGCGCGGGACUGGGCGUGUGGCGCGCGCGCGCCCCGGGCUCACUCGCCCUUGUCCCUGCCGUGCGCGCGCUGCCUGGGCGGAGAGGCCAUGGGGAUGAGCCAGGAGUGCCCGAGGUUUUUUAACCUAACCUAACUGUCCAGAGGACGUUUCCAUGCUGAUGACAGGUUCUGCUCGAUAAUGAUCCAAAGUGGUGCGGACCGACGCACGUUCAUUUUCAUCAUCUGAGGCAGAUGCCACCAACAAAAGGAUGCGCAUGGAGACUGCAUGUUAACACAAUUCACUCUUUGGCUUCAAGAAGAGAAAAACACUGAGACGAAACCAAAGAUCUUUUGCAUAUUUGAUUCUUCACAGCGUUUGGACUUGUGAAACAGUGCUGCAAUGUGGUGGUUUCAGCAAGGCCUCUGUUUCUUGCCUUCGGCUUUGGUUGUUUGGUCAGCCGCUUCUUUCAUAUUUUCAUAUAUUACUGCAGUCCUUCUACAUCAUAUCGACCCUUUGGUGCCCUACAUCAGUGACACAGGGACAAUACCUCCUGAAAGAUGCUUAUUUGGGAUUAUGUUAAAUAUUUCCACUUUCUUAGGUAUUGCUACUGUGUAUGUUCGCUAUAAACAAGUUUAUGCUCUGAGUCCAGGAGAACCCAAGAUCGUCAGAUUAAAUAAGGCUGGCUUUACACUUGGAAUAAUAAGCUGCUUUGGACUUUGCAUUAUUGCCAACUUCCAGAAAUAUACUCUGUUUUAUAUGCACGUAGUUGGAGCCUGUCUAACAUUUGGAAUAGGAGCCAUUUACAUACUGGUUCAAACUAUUCUUUCCUACACGAUGCAGCCAAAACUUUUUUGGAUCCGAGUGAUUGUGUUACUCUGGUGUGGAUCAAGCAUAGCAAGCAUGUUUGUUUCUUCGGUCCUUUUGUACAGUGGCCUGUAUGGAACUGACCUAGUUCAGAAGCUGCACUGGAACUCACAGGAGAAAGGCUACAUAGUUCACAUCAUCAGCACAAUCUCCGAAUGGUCUCUGGCUUUCUCCUUCCUCAGCUUUUUCCUCACCUACAUCCGUGAUUUUCAGAAAAUUUCCUUGCGUGCAGAUAUCAGUUUAAGUGGACACAGCGUUUGCAAUACACCCAAUAGCUUUGUGGCUGAUGAACACACGCUGUUGAUUGGAGGACGUUUAUAACUAAGUGGGAGAGAAAACACUCUCAGCUUUUUAUAUCUCAGGAAUUUAGAAAGUAGCAACAAUACUAACAAUUUAUAUAAGUGUUUGUAUCAAAUUCCAUCCAAUUAAAGAGGAGACUAAAUGUAAUCACUUUGACACGUAAAGGGCUUUGCUAUUAACCCACAUAGCAAUGCAAAGGUGAUUAAUAAUCAGUAUUGUCAAUAACCUGUAAUACAUUUCUGCAUUUAUACAUUUUAUAGAAUGAAGAAUAAAAUGGAUAUUGGAAA
Messenger RNA from Mauremys mutica (yellowpond turtle), 1452 nucleotides. RefSeq names its product DNA damage regulated autophagy modulator 2 (gene DRAM2). The transcript is spliced from 9 exons. Gene Ontology annotation, biological process: regulation of autophagy; photoreceptor cell maintenance. Lineage: Eukaryota; Metazoa; Chordata; Testudines; Geoemydidae. The record is from RefSeq and is a predicted model, not a curated record. The coding region runs from base 401 to 1186 and encodes 261 amino acids. Gene Ontology annotation, cellular component: lysosome.